Vitis riparia (riverbank grape) is the source of this 902-nucleotide messenger RNA. Its product is annotated as ubiquitin-conjugating enzyme E2 20-like. Lineage: Eukaryota; Viridiplantae; Streptophyta; Magnoliopsida; Vitales; Vitaceae. The transcript has 6 exons. The record is from RefSeq and is a predicted model, not a curated record. Bases 198 to 731 code for a protein of 177 amino acids.
CAUAAUUUCCUCAUCAUCUCUCUCUCUACAAUUCUCUAUUUCUCUCUCUAGAAUUCUUGGAAGAAGGAGAAGAGAAAACCCCCAGUAAUUCAGAGGUCUCUUCUCUUCUUCUUUCUUCUGAUCAUCUGUUGUUAGCCUCCCUUGCUUUCUGUAUUCUCUGUGUCGGAAUCAUCAUCUUCAUCAGAAGAAGAAGGAGAAUGACUACUGUUAACAACAGCUACCAAGACAACAACAACAACCCGGCCGUCGCCGCCACCAAGCAGCCUCUGCCGCCGGCCAAGAGCGUUGAUACGCAGUCUGUGCUUAAAAGGUUGCAAUCUGAGCUUAUGGCCCUAAUGAUGAGUGGUGAUGGUGGAAUAUCAGCAUUUCCUGAAGAAGACAACAUCUUCUGCUGGAAAGGCACAAUCAAUGGAAGCAAAGACACAGUAUUUGAAGGAACUGAGUAUAAGCUCUCUCUUUCAUUCCCUACUGAUUACCCCUUUAAGCCUCCCAAAGUGAAGUUUGAAACAGGCUGCUUUCAUCCUAAUGUCGAUGUUUAUGGCAACAUCUGCUUGGACAUUCUUCAGGAUAAAUGGUCAUCUGCUUAUGAUGUGAGAACUAUCCUCCUAUCCAUCCAGAGCCUACUGGGAGAGCCCAACAUAAGCUCACCUCUCAACACUCAAGCAGCAGCUCUAUGGAGCAAUCAAGAAGAGUAUAGGAAGAUGGUGAUGAAGUUAUACAAGGCAGUUUGAGAAGUGUAGAAGAGGAAACACAACCACACAAUUUUCAGUCUUUUCUUGUUUUUAGUGUGCCUUUAAUUCCUUUAAUUUUUUCUCUUUUCAUCCCUAAACUUCUUGUUGGCCCAUUUGCAGACAACAAAAUCUUCUUAUUAAGUAAUGUUGGCGGAUUUGACAUUGGCUUCA